Molecule: messenger RNA, 714 nt
Organism: Didymosphaeria variabile
Lineage: Eukaryota; Fungi; Ascomycota; Dothideomycetes; Pleosporales; Didymosphaeriaceae
Exons: 1
Coding region: 1-714 (237 amino acids)
Molecular function (GO): O-methyltransferase activity; S-adenosylmethionine-dependent methyltransferase activity
Source: RefSeq, a predicted model, not a curated record
AUGUCAGGCACAGGCCAGUCCCACGAAGUCGAGCCACGCUGGACCGCCGUAGAUCAUUACUCCCUCUCUCACCUCCACUCCAUGUCCCAAACAACUCCAUCCAACAACGUCCUCGAGCAUGCGCUUGCGAACUCCAAGGAACAAGGCUUACCUGAUAUCGCGGUCUCUCGUUCUCAGGGCAAGUAUUUGAAACUUCAAGCACAGCUGCUGCGCGCGAAGCACGUUUUGGAGGUCGGCACCCUGGGCGGGUACUCCACCAUUUGGCUCGCCUCUGCGUCCCCGGAUGUAAGAGUCACAACGGUGGAAGUAGAUGCGCACCACGCGGAGGUCGCGAAGGCGAAUUUGGCACAGGCGGGAGUUGCAGAAAGGGUAGACGUCCUCCUGGGUGCGGGCAUCGAUGUGCUCCCGCUGCUUGCGGAGGAGGUGAGGCAGGCAAAACGGGAGAAGUUUCAAUUGGUCUUUAUCGACGCGGAUAAAGUGAACAACUGGAAAUACGUCGAUGCUGCGGUGGGCAUGUCUGAGGCCGGUGCGUGUAUCAUAGUUGAUAAUGUGGUAAGGAAGGGGAAACUAGCAGAGGACGUGGAGGAUACGAAUGUGCAGGGGGCGAGGAAGGUUGUUGAGAAUGUGGGUAAGGAUCCGAGGUUGGACGGUGUGGUGGUGCAGACGGUGGGCGAGAAGAACUAUGAUGGGUUUUUGUUCACAAUUGUGAAAUAG